This is a messenger RNA of Corvus hawaiiensis (hawaiian crow), 1461 nucleotides long. It is a transcript of the gene ELP6, whose product is annotated as elongator acetyltransferase complex subunit 6. Gene Ontology annotation, biological process: tRNA wobble uridine modification. Gene Ontology annotation, cellular component: elongator holoenzyme complex. The transcript has 7 exons. The record is from RefSeq and is a predicted model, not a curated record. Bases 38 to 838 code for a protein of 266 amino acids. NCBI's taxonomy places the organism in Eukaryota, Metazoa, Chordata, Aves, Passeriformes, Corvidae.
GUUUCCCGCCCUGCGCGGCUCCUCAGCGCCGCCCGCCAUGUUCGCGGAGCUGAACGAGCUGCUCGGGGCCUCUCCGGAGCGCCCGGACGCGGGUAAAUUUACGCUGCUGCGAGACUCCCGGACAGAUGGCAGCUUCCUGGUGCACCACUUCCUCUCCUUCUACCUCAGAGCUGGCUGCAAGGUUUGCUUUGUGGCCCUGCUCCAGUCCUUCAGCCACUACAACAUCGUGGCGCAGAAACUGGGAGUCAGUCUGGCAGCUGCCAAGGAGCGGGGACAGCUCGUCUUCCUGGAGGGCCUCAAGUCCUGCCUUGACCUCCUGUUUGGGGAGGAGGAGCAGCCAGGACAGCCCAGUCCUCUGCAGUUUCUGAGUGGGAGCACCUCUGACCUCAGAGCCUUGUUUGACUUCGUGCGGGUGUCCCUGACUCCUGCUGAUGGUGAUUCCUGGAAAGGCCCCGUGCUGCUGGUGGACGACCUCAGUGUCCUGCUGAGCCUGGGGGCUGCACCAGUGGCUGUGCUGGACUUCAUCCACUACUGCCGCGUGUCUGUGUGCUGCCAGCUGAAGGGCAACGUCGUGGUGCUGGUUCACAGCAACGAGGAUUCGGAAGAUGAGGAGAAUGAACUGGUUGUGAACUCCCUGUGUCAUCACAGCGACCUCAUCCUGUGGGCAGAGGGGCUGGCCACCGGCUUCUGCAAGGAUGUUCACGGGCAGAUUAAGAUAAUCAAGAGAUUGUCCUUGCGGCAGGCGGCGGAGCAGGAUCUGGUCCAGAUCUACCAGUACAAGAUCCAGGACAGGAACGUCACCUUUUUCGCGCGGGGGCUGUCGGCUGCAGUCCUGUGACACUGUGACAGUGCAGGGUGAGCCUGGGAAUGUCAGUCCCUGCCUCUACAUGAGCACCACCAGCACCUUCCAGGAGCAGCACAGCAAACUGACCCGGGAGGGAAGCUCAGACACACCUGGAAGUGGUGCCAACGAGGGAUCAGCUUGCCCGGGGCCUGCCACAUCCCUUGUCCUCCCACCCCGUUCCCAACACGCUCAGGACAAAAAAGGGAGCAAGAACUUGCAAGAAUGGCCCUCGGAGCAUGUAAAUACAGGCAGGGGGUGCCUGCGAGCUGGGUGUGCCUCGCCUCACCUUUUCCGGUGUGUUCAGCACAGCAUGGCGGUGCCAGGCACUGCACGGAGGGAGCACCCCCUCCCUCCUGCUGGCACGGGAGGAGAUGACACACAGCGGGUGGAGCAGGGAUGGUCUGGGAGCCUGGCGCAAUCCUCUCCUUGCUCCCUGCUCCGGCUGGCAGGAAUUUGCCCAACUCCCCGCUCCCGUUGGUGCCGUUGGUAAAUCUGUAGCUCCGUGUGUAGCCCCUCACCUGGCUGUGCUGAGACCUGGGUGCUGCCGUGGCUUAUCCCCUGCAGCUUCCCAAGCUCAUCCUUGGCUUUGUGGUCGGAUAACCCCCUCUGUGAGCCUC